Molecule: messenger RNA, 2203 nt
Organism: Brassica rapa (field mustard)
Lineage: Eukaryota; Viridiplantae; Streptophyta; Magnoliopsida; Brassicales; Brassicaceae
Product: chlorophyllase-2, chloroplastic
Biological process (GO): chlorophyll catabolic process
Molecular function (GO): chlorophyllase activity
Source: RefSeq, a predicted model, not a curated record
UUUUUUAAAUUUUUUUACGUAAUAUAAGGCUUUAAAAUAUAAAAUUUAGAGUUUUAAAAUGUUUUAUUUUAAUUAUUAAUAGUUUUAUUUAAGUUGUUUUGUAAAAUUUUAAAUAUAUAUGACAAAUAUUCAACUAAAAUUGAUGGAAUUGAGUAUAUCUUCUUUUCAAAUCUUAAAUACUCGAACCCGAUCUGGAUCUGAUAUAGACCCAAAAAAUUACGGAUCUUUUAUGGAUAUUUUAAUUAUAGACCAAACCGACCCGGACCGAAAAUUUUUAAGUAUCUAUUGGGUCUAAAUAUUUAGGACCCAAAAAGAUCCGGAUCCAAAAGGAACCGGUCCGAAUCUGAUCCGAAUACCCGAACACCCAGGCUAUAAUAUCAUCUCUUUACCUUUUUAAUUAUCAUCAUCCUUCUUUCAAAAUCUUUACUUCAUUACGUUUUAUAUGCACAUCAUUUCAGUUCACAUAUAAAUAAAAACUAUAACGUAUAUCAAUUUAAUUUUCUUUGUUCGAACACUAUCAAUUUAUCUUUCAAAAAUUCCAAAGUAGUUGUGCCACGAAUCCAAAUAUCCUAAUUUUUUAAAAAAAAAAAUUGGAUUUAUUUCUCUAUUUAGCAGGAUCAUCUUAUUUUAUUACUUAACAGAUUCAAUUUCUUUCUUUUUCUACCUUGUUUUCUCUACUUACUUGAUACUAAUUGCUUUAUAUUCUUUGUUACUCAUAGAUUCUGCAUCAAUUUUUACUCAAUACCUUAAUGUGAAAACACUUAUUUUCUUAGUUUCAUAAAAACGAAAUACAAAAUCUCCAUAUUUUUAUAAUUUACUGAAAUCAAUUAAAAUAAUAAAAACUCCAAUUAAACUUCUUAUUUCUGGAUUUAAUUAUACACUUGUUAAGUAUUCAAAAUUGAGAAAUAAAAUAUCUCGACAUAAAGUACUUAAACAUUUCUCAUGCUAUAACCAAUCUCUCACUCAUUUCAUUUUCAAAAAUCUACACAAAAAAAAUAUAUAACACAAAGAAAUAGAAGAAGGAAAAAAUGUCCCCCUCUUUUCUUUUCUUUAUUUUGUUUUUGAUAAAGGAAAUGUCCUCUUCAUCAUCAGCAAACUCCUUUGAGGAUGGCAAAUUCAAAACAGAUCUCUUAACAGUAGGCUUAUCAUCUUGCUGCUGGAAAACGCCCUCUUCUUCUCCGACUCCGCAGUCUCCGCCGAAGAGGCUUUUGGUGGCAACGCCGGUGGAGGAAGGAGAAUAUCCGGUGGUGAUGCUCCUCCAUGGUUACCUUCUGUACAACUCAUUUUAUUCCCAGCUUAUGUUGCAUGUCUCUUCCCAUGGCUUCAUUGUCAUCGCUCCGCAGUUAUAUAGCAUUGCCGGACCAGACACGAUGGACGAGAUUAAAUCAACUGUGGAGAUUAUUGAUUGGUUAUCAGCCGGACUAAACCACUUUCUUCCACCACAAGUAACACCAAACCUAUCUAAACUCGCACUCUCCGGCCAUAGCCGUGGCGGUAAAACCGCAUUUGCCGUGGCCUUAAAGAAAUUUGGAUACUCGUCCGACCUAAAGAUCUCGGCAUUGAUCGGUAUAGAUCCGGUCGAUGGGAUGGGGAAAGGGAAACAAACCCCUCCUCCAGUUUUAACCUACGAACCAAACUCAUUUGACCUGGACAAAAUGCCUGUUCUAGUGAUCGGUUCGGGACUUGGUGAAAUUAGCCCGAACCUGUUAUUUCCUCCGUGCGCGCCUCCCGGAGUGAACCACCGAGAUUUCUUCCAGGAAUGUCAAGGUCCAGCGUGGCAUUUUGUCGCAAAGGAUUACGGGCAUUUGGACAUGCUUGAUGAUGAUACUGAAGGGAUUAGAGGCAAGAUUUCUCACUAUUUGUGUAAGAAUGGUGAAGAGAGAAGACCAAUGAGGAGAUUUGUUGGUGGAAGUAUUGUGGCGUUUUUGAUGGCUUAUUUGGAAGGAGAUGAUAGUGAAUUGGUUAAAAUCAAAGAUAAGUCUCACGAGGGUGUUCCUGUCGAAAUUCAGGAGUUUGAGGUUAAAAACUAGUUUUCUUUAGUGCUUGUACUUUCCUAUAUAUUCUAUGUAGUCGCUUUUGUUGCUUAUGAUGUUAUUUUGUGUGCUCUUGGCUCAUGAAAUUAACCCAUCACAUUCAAAAGACUUAAGAGGGUUGAUUGGAUUAGGAAUUUAAAAGAUUAUGAAAGUUCUUAGAUUUGCUUGAA